Molecule: messenger RNA, 891 nt
Organism: Hevea brasiliensis (rubber tree)
Lineage: Eukaryota; Viridiplantae; Streptophyta; Magnoliopsida; Malpighiales; Euphorbiaceae
Exons: 1
Coding region: 1-891 (296 amino acids)
Biological process (GO): tetrapyrrole biosynthetic process
Molecular function (GO): uroporphyrinogen-III synthase activity
Source: RefSeq, a predicted model, not a curated record
AUGACCACCGUGCGCAGCCCCAUCGCCACCGCCAAGCCCACCGUGUCCUUCACCACUCCGCAAAACUACGCCACCAGACUCUCUCAUCUCCUUGCUCUCAAGUCAUUCACUCCCCUAUGGUGUCCCACCAUUAUCACCGAACCCACUUCGCAAACCCUCUCCUCCCUAGCCCUCCACCUUGCCCCCUAUGCCAUUUCUCCUGUUUCCGCAAUCGUCUUACCUUCUCGCACAGCAAUCACCGCCUUCUCGACCGCCAUACUCUCACUAACAACUCCUCUGUUACCUCCGAGCGGUGACGCAUUCAUCAUCGGCGCUCUGGGCAAAGACGCAGAACUGAUUGACACUAAAUUUUUGCUUAAUAUUUGUUCUAAUAUCGAUAGGAUUAGGGUUUUAGUUCCUCCAACGGCGACGCCGAGUGGGCUGGUGCAAUCGCUGGGGGCUGGACGCGGUCGGGGGGUGAUGUGUCUAGUUCCGCAGGUAGUCGGACUGGAGGAGCCUCCGGUGGUUCCAAACUUUCUCCGGGAUCUGCAGGCAGCGGGGUGGGCCCCUGUUAGGGUGGAUGCUUACGAGACUCGGUGGUUGGGACCCACCUGUGCGGAGGGAAUAGUGGAAAAGAGUGAAAAGGAAGGAAAUGGAUUAGACGCAGUGCUGUUCACGAGUAGUGCGGAAGUGGAAGGGUUGUUGAAGAGCUUGAGUGAGUAUGGGUGGAAUUGGAGGACGGUGAGGCGGCUGUGGCCGGAUUUGGUGGUGGCGGCACAUGGGCCAGUCACGGCAGCUGGUGCUGAGAGGCUGAGCGUGGAUGUUGAUGUUGUGAGUGGCAGGUUUGAGAGUUUUGAUGGCGUUGUGGAUGCUCUGCAUACUAGGCUUCGAGGUUCGAGGUUUGGGUUCUAA